Pelagomonas calceolata is the source of this 1243-nucleotide messenger RNA. The record is from the annotation of a GenBank genome assembly. NCBI's taxonomy places the organism in Eukaryota, Pelagophyceae, Pelagomonadales, Pelagomonadaceae.
AUGCGCCCGGUGGUCCGAGACCUCUACAAGCAAAUCCUCGUCGUCGGCCGCGCCUACCCCGCGGGCCUCGACGCCGUGCGCGACCGCGCCAAGCGCGAGUUCCGCGAGCGCGCGGACCUGCGGACCGAAGCGGACAUCCGCAAGGCCGUCGGCUACGGGCGCUACAUGCUGCGCGAGAUGCGCGCGCUGAUCCAGCUCAAGAAGUACCGCACGCUCAAGGCCAAGGGCUACGGCGCGCCGGCGCAGCGGUGACGGCAUGGCAGAAGACGAGCCGCCACCGACGCUGGUCUUCACCGCUCUCCCGGACGACGUCUUGCGCCGCAUCGCUACAUGUUCCGGGGCGUCCGCGGUCGUCGUGGCCUGCGCGAGCCGCGGCGCGGCCGACCAGCGGCUGGCGCUGCGGAGAGGCGUCGACGACUUCGAGCGGGCGCGCUUCGGCGGGCGGCCGGGCCUGACCGUGCGCGAGGCCGCGCAGCUGCUCGACGCAGUACUGGCACCAGACGUGAACUGGCAGACGCGGCGAGCGGCGGGCCGUCACCUGGCCACGAGCGUGCAGUAUGCGCCGCACAUGGGCGGAUGCACGACGGAGCUCGUCGAACGGCUCCUCGCCUACGGCGCGAGUCCCAACGAGCGCGUACGCGCCGUCGUGGCGGGUUCAAAUGGGCAUUGGAUGGCGACGCCAUUGCAUUGGGCCGCGCGCUUCGGCCACGACAACGGCCUCGCGGUCGCGCGAGCGCUCGUCGCGGGGGGCGCCGAUAUCCACGCCAAAGUCAAGAAUAUCGGCGCGGGGCCGUCAUAUCAGCCGCGGCAUACGCCGCUGGCGUGGGCGUUGGCGUCGCUCAUGCUUGACCCGUUCGGCGGGCUAUCUCUUGGGCCCAUUUUCGGGCAGCGAUGGGCGGAAGAGGUGUGCGCGGCGGUGGCUAUUUACCUGCUUGAGUGCGGCGCGGACGCUUGGGAGGCCUGCCGCGACCUCGUCGCGGAGGUCGGCCACGACGGGGUCUACGACGUCCCCGACCCUGUGGCCUGCAUCGUCCAGGGGCUGCGGGACCAGGGCCUCGCGCGGCGCGGCGGGCCCUUCGCUGCCCAGAUCGACGUCCUGGUCAAUCUCCUCGCACCCGACCGAGUCGUGGCGACGGCCGCGCCGGCGGAGUCAUCGUCCUCCUCCGAGUCAUCCGGCUUGGACUCGGAAUCAGACUCGGGCUCAGACGAGUCUGACUCGGACCUCGAGCCCGGAACUCCGUAG